CACGAAGAAGAAGAAGAAGAAGAAGAAGAAGAGGAAGACGACUGGCUCUCACCAAGCAACUCAGCGGGAGCAGGAAAAUGGCAGAACCGAUCUCGGUCGGGGUGAACCUGGACGCCUUUUCUCACGCCAUCAACGGCAUCCAGGCGCUGCGCUCCAGCGUCAGCCGCGUGUUCGAGUCCCUGAAGGACGGCAUGAAGAACCGCGAGACUCUGGAGGGCCGCGAGAAGCAGUUCAUCUCCGAGUUCCAGGACACCCUGCAGGCCGUCAACAGGGACCUCAAUGAGCUGGAGCGUCUGAGUGGUCUGGUGGGACGACCCUCAGAGUCCCAUCCUCUCCACAACAGCGGGCUGCUGAGUCUUGACCCGGUUCAGGAUAAAACUCCUCUCUAUUCUCAGCUGCUUCAGGCCUACAAGUGGUCCAACAAGCUGCAGUAUCACGCUGGUUUGGCCUCCAGUCUGUUAAACCAACAGUCACUCAAGCGAUCAGCCAAUCAAAUGGGAGCUUCAGCCAAGAGACGGCCCAAAGUCCAGCCGAGUACUCUGGUCCUCCCGCCUCAGUAUGUGGAUGAUGUCAUUUCUCGGGUCGGUAGGAUGUUUCCAGAUAUGACUAUUGAGCUUUUCAGACCCAACGGGACGUCUGCUGUGCUGCUGGUGACUUUGGGGAAGGUGUUGAAGGCGAUCGUUGUGAUGCGUUCACUCUUCAUUGACAGAACAGUCGUCCGAGGUUUUAACGAGAAUGUUUACAGUGAGGAUGGAAAGCUGGACAUUUGGACCAAGUCUCAAUACCUUGUUUUCCAGAAAGUAACUGACCAUGCAACAACAGCCCUGCUACACUAUCAGCUCCCCCAGAUGCCUGAUGUUGUGGUCCGCUCCUUCAUGACUUGGCUUCGCAGCUACAUCAAGCUCUUUCAGUCUUCCUGUCAGCGCUGCGGUCGGUUCCUUCAGGAAGGUCUUCCUCCAACAUGGAGGGACUUUAGGACCCUGGAAGCCUUCCAUGAUACCUGUCGUUUGUAAAUUGUUUUUUUUUUGUUUGUAUAUAAAGUUGGAGGUUAUUUUCA
This is a messenger RNA of Girardinichthys multiradiatus, 1057 nucleotides long. It is a transcript of the gene med27, whose product is annotated as mediator complex subunit 27. NCBI's taxonomy places the organism in Eukaryota, Metazoa, Chordata, Actinopteri, Cyprinodontiformes, Goodeidae. The coding region runs from base 78 to 1013 and encodes 311 amino acids. Gene Ontology annotation, cellular component: mediator complex. The record is from RefSeq and is a predicted model, not a curated record. Gene Ontology annotation, biological process: regulation of transcription by RNA polymerase II. Gene Ontology annotation, molecular function: transcription coactivator activity. The transcript has 8 exons.